UUACUCUCCCGUCUAACGUUCUCUCUCUGAAACCAUCGCGUUCUCUAUCUAACAUGGAUACUUCUGCAACCCAUCUUCUGAAAGAUGAGCUCGAUAUAGUGAUACCCACUAUUAGGAAUCUUGAUUUCUUGGAAAUGUGGAGACCAUUUUUCGAGCCUUACCAUUUGAUCAUAGUACAAGAUGGUGAUCCAUCCAAGACAAUCAAGGUCCCUGAUGGGUUUGAUUAUGAGUUGUAUAAUCGAAAUGACAUCAAUAAGAUUUUGGGUCCUAAGGCCUCCUGCAUUUCCUUCAAGGAUUCAGCCUGCAGAUGCUUUGGGUAUAUGGUCUCCAAGAAGAAGUAUAUCUUCACCAUUGAUGAUGAUUGCUUUGUUGCGAAAGACCCUUCUGGCAAAGAAAUCAAUGCCCUUUCACAGCAUAUCAAGAAUCUCCUCUGCCCGUCAACACCAAAUUUCUUCAAUACGUUAUACGAUCCUUUCCGUGAGGGUGCAGAUUUUGUUCGUGGAUAUCCUUUCAGCCUUCGCGAGGGUGUGCCAACGGCUGUUUCUCAUGGCCUUUGGAUGAACAUUCCGGAUUAUGAUGCACCUACACAACUUGUGAAACCUCUUGAGAGGAAUAAAAGGUAUGUUGAUGCAGUUUUGACAAUACCAAAGGGAACCCUCUUUCCCAUGUGUGGAAUGAAUUUGGCAUUCGACCGUGAUCUUAUUGGUCCUGCAAUGUACUUUGGACUCAUGGGAGAUGGCCAACCGAUUGGCCGAUAUGACGAUAUGUGGGCUGGCUGGUGCGUCAAGGUGAUAUGUGAUCAUCUAGGUUUAGGUGUCAAAACCGGGCUGCCGUACAUAUGGCACAGCAAAGCCAGCAACCCUUUUGUGAACCUAAAAAAGGAAUACCAUGGCAUCUUCUGGCAAGAAGAAAUCAUUCCAUUCUUCCAAGCAGUAACUCUUUCAAAGGACAGCACAACUGUUCAGAAAUGCUAUGUUGAACUGUCCAAACAAGUCAAAGAAAAACUUGGCCAAAUAGACCCUUAUUUUGUGAAGCUUGCAGAUGCAAUGAUCACAUGGAUUGAAGCAUGGGACGAACUCAACCCAGCUACGGAUUCUGGCAAGAAAUAGAUCAGAAUUGGCUUCAAGUUUCUGAUAAUAUAUAGUCUUUAAGUUAUAACGUAUAAGUAAUUAUCUGAUUUUUUUUUUUUUUUUUUUUUUUUUUUUUUUUUUUUUUAAAGUUGGAUUUACAGCUUGUUGGGUGUAUUUUUCUGUAACAUGUUAGCAGUAAGACUAGAAACAAUAAGCACUCAGAUUUUAGGAGUUUUCUUGUUGCAAAUUGGGGCAGCCUAAAAGGCUU
Messenger RNA from Olea europaea var. sylvestris, 1338 nucleotides. RefSeq names its product alpha-1,4-glucan-protein synthase [UDP-forming] 1-like. NCBI's taxonomy places the organism in Eukaryota, Viridiplantae, Streptophyta, Magnoliopsida, Lamiales, Oleaceae. The transcript is spliced from 4 exons. The coding region runs from base 54 to 1109 and encodes 351 amino acids. The record is from RefSeq and is a predicted model, not a curated record. Gene Ontology annotation, molecular function: UDP-arabinopyranose mutase activity. Gene Ontology annotation, biological process: UDP-L-arabinose metabolic process; plant-type cell wall biogenesis. Gene Ontology annotation, cellular component: Golgi apparatus; cytosol.